AUGGCCUCGAACAACAACUUUGGAGCAGAGACAACUGCUGAAGAGGUGGCGUCGGCUUUCCGUGAUCAAAUUGCCGGAAAGACGAUCCUCAUUACCGGCGUCAGUCCCAAUGGCCUCGGUGCUGCCAUGGCUCACGCUCUGGCCAAAUAUGAGCCGGCAAAUCUCAUCUUCACGGCUCGAACAGUCUCCAAGGCAUCUGCCGUGGCCGAUGCCAUACGAAGCGAGAGUUCUGGUCUGAAGACGCAAAUCCAUGUCGUCAAGACCGAUCUAUCGGACCUAGAGAGCACUCGUCAAGGUGCCGCCGCUAUCCAAAAACUGACGCCUCACAUCGACAUCAUGAUCAACAACGCAGGUGUAAUGGCGAUUCCCGAGAGAGAAAUCAACAAAAACGGGCUGGAGGCUCAUCUGGCCACCAACUUCCUGGGCCACUUCGUCCUCACCACACUUCUUCUUCCUCAGCUAAAAGCCGCCGGACCCAAGGCGCGAGUUGUCAACAUUGUCAGCGGCGGAUUCUACGUCCAGCCCUUCCGAUUCAGCGAUUACAACUUUGACGGCGAUAAGGAGCUCCCAGGGGACGAAAAAGUUGAUCUCGAAAUGGCGGAAAAGUUUGGCAUGGGCUGGGUCAAGGACGCCGGCACGGGAUACGUCCCCUUUCUCGCAUACUCACAAACGAGCACAGCAUUGAUGCUCUUCUGCAAGGGUCUGAACGAGGGCUUGUCUGGAGAUAAGAUUACAUCUGUUACUGCCGCUCCCGGAGUCGUCCUGACGGAGCUCCAAAGGCAUCUCCCUGGAGAAUUCAGGAACCCAAAGAUGGUGUACAAGACGGCCAGCCAGGGGGCCGCAAGCUUCCUCGUUGCUGCGCUGGACCCAAGUCUAGCAGACCAUCCCGGAGCCUACAUUGAUGACUGUCAAAUCAAGGAGACGCCUCAACAUGCUCGAGAUGAUGCAGCUGCUCGUAAGCUCUGGUCGAUGGCUCAAUCCUGGGCGGAGGCGGCGUGA
Messenger RNA from Trichoderma citrinoviride, 999 nucleotides. Its product is annotated as NAD(P)-binding protein. The record is from RefSeq and is a predicted model, not a curated record. NCBI's taxonomy places the organism in Eukaryota, Fungi, Ascomycota, Sordariomycetes, Hypocreales, Hypocreaceae. Bases 1 to 999 code for a protein of 332 amino acids. The transcript is spliced from 4 exons.